Messenger RNA from Rotaria sordida, 453 nucleotides. NCBI's taxonomy places the organism in Eukaryota, Metazoa, Rotifera, Eurotatoria, Philodinida, Philodinidae. The record is from the annotation of a GenBank genome assembly.
AUGGUUCUCUACCGGGGAUUGUUUCCACAUUUUUUCUUUGGAAAUUUAAUUCAAUCUGGUCUUCUAUUCUAUGACCAAUCACCUCGAGAAGUUUUUUCGACAUUUCGAAAACGUUUCGGUGAUACAUUUCAAUUUUGGCUUGAUUCAACUCGUGUUAUUAUUGUUAACAAAAUUGGUCAUAUUCAAGAUAUUUUUACUAAUCGUUGUAUAUAUAAUCAAGAAAAACUUGAUUCACUCAUCUAUCUCGAUUGUGUUAUUAAAGAAGUACUUUGUUAUUCUCCUCCAUUUACUGAAACCUAUCGUACAUUAACAACUGAUAAUUAUUUACCAACAAGUGAAGCUAAAUUAUUCAAAGAUGAUCAAAUAUUUAUUACAAUUUAUAAUCUUGCUAUUGACACUGAAUUAUGGUCAAUUGAUCCAAAUCAAUUUUAUCCCAAAAGAUUUUUAGAUUAA